ACUCUGACCCCUACGACAACUGAAUCUGACAAUAAUUCAACUCUGACCCCUACGACAACUGAAUCUGACAAUAAUUCAACUCUGACCUCUGGGACAACUCAGUCUCCUAGUGUCUCCUCACAGACUACCACUCCAGGUCCCCGUGAUCCUUGUGUGAUUGACCCCUGUAAAGGAACUGCUUCUUGUGUUAACCUGCAUUCUGAGCGUGUCUGCUUGUGUUCAGAAGGCUAUUACUAUAAAACUUCUUCAUCGUGUGAGAAAGGAAAGACAUUCCCUGGAGAGCUUACAAUGAAGGUGCCUGAACCAUCUGACUUGGAAGAUAAAAACUCCCAAGGCUAUCAAGACUUUCAUAACUACGUUGUCAACUUUCUUAAAAAUACAUUUAAUAAGCCUGGUGAUGGUUAUGGACAGACUAUAAUUCUUAAAGUGAGUGACUCCUCUUCACUGUCAGCAAGAUCUGCAGUGCGUGCUGCUGAAAAGACAGUCUACGUAUCAGUAGUGAACAUGUUUGAAGAAAGCACAACUCAAAAUGAAAGUACUGUAGCUGCUGCCAUUGAGAGGGCAGUUCAGAGCAAUGGAAACAUGACAGGCUACACUAGACAAGAUCUGUGUGACUAUUACGGCUGUGAAAAGGACCAGAACAACUGCCAGAAGGUUUUUCAAUGCAAAUGCAAACCUGGGCUGGCAAGGCCAAACCCACUGGUUCCCUUUUGUUUUCCUCAAGAGUGUCCUGAGACCUGCAAAGCAGAAGACAAGAAGCAAUGCAUAAUAAAGAAUAACGGAGCACUGGAGUGUGUGUGCAUGCCAGGCUACCAGAAGACUACCGACGAGAAGUGUGAAGAGUGUCCCUUCGGCUACAGCGGGAUGGAUUGCAAAGACCAAUUCCAGCUCAUCCUCACCAUCGUGGGUACCAUUGCUGGGGCUCUCAUCCUCAUCCUGCUGAUCGCACUGAUCGUCUCGGCAAGCUCAAAGAAGAAAAAGAAGGAUAUGGAGGAACAGAAUUUGAUUGACAAUGACUUCCACAAUGUACGGAUGCAGCAAACCGGCUUCAGCAACUCCAGCUUCAGCAACUUCGGAGCAGACAACAGCAUCUUCCCCAAAGUCAGGACGGGGACCCCCAAGCAGACCCAAAAUCCCUAUGGAAAUCAGCGAAGCAUGCCUCACCCUGACUACUAGAAUGAUAAGAAUUUGGAGUCCUCCCUAGCCCAGCCCACACAAGCUGUGAUCUUGAGUGUUUAGAGGACAAGAGAAGUGGGCAGAAACAAAGGCCUGACCUCCAGGGUUCUCUCCACCCCAUCUCUCAACCCCUCUGAGUGUGGACCUGGGUGAAGAAUGCAGCUUGCUGAGGACACCUAUGAAAUUAAAUACACAUAGACACUAUGAGCCUUGUUAAGUGUUGAUUUUCUCCAGUUAGGACAAAACGCUAAUGGUAAUUGGUGCAGGCUUUUCUUUCCUGGUGUGUCAACGGCAUUUCCAAUCUAGAGGGAGCACCCUCAUAACCCAUCCCUGGGCAGCGCCGCCCCUGAGCUCUGGACUCUGGCCACCCGUCAACAGCCAGUGGCUUGUGGUAGGGCAGGAGACAGAAGCAUCUCCCAGCUUUCUCGGGAGGGCUAUGGGAAUCCAGGAUCCUUCCGACGAGAAUGAGAAGGCUUGGACUAGCUCUGUCCUCCAUGGGGGCUUUCAAGUCUUUCAGGUGUUAGCUGGUAGGAGAAGAAAGGAGGAAAAACAUGAGCCUAGGUAGUCGAGAGAGGCCAAGGAAGCUAUGUGGGAAGGGCGAGUGAGGGAGAAGGGAGCAGGUGGCACCUGUUCCCUUGGUGGCCCUCCUCAGGAAGGAAAUGGGCAUGUCUCAGACCCUGAGAAAGCCAUAAAAGCUUAGUGAAGGCCCUAUGAUAGCACAGGCCUUCUGUCUGGAGCUGUGCCGAAGGGUCCAGAUGUCCACUCUAUGAUGCUGAUUCCACGGGUUCUUCACUGGGCCUCAGCCUGCUCCACGAUGGUGGCUUUUAGCAGUGCGCCGCCUCUCCCCGCCCCCCACCCCCACGGGAUAAAUACACUCAGCGGUCUUUUUAAAUGUCAAUUAUGGCCCUGUGUCUG
Peromyscus maniculatus bairdii (prairie deer mouse) is the source of this 2091-nucleotide messenger RNA. It is a transcript of the gene Muc13, whose product is annotated as mucin 13, cell surface associated. The record is from RefSeq and is a predicted model, not a curated record. NCBI's taxonomy places the organism in Eukaryota, Metazoa, Chordata, Mammalia, Rodentia, Cricetidae.